AUGGCAGCAGCGCUUCGUGGACUUCGGUUCAGCUACGAUUGCUCCCUCAUCGCGAAAGAAUCGGUACUCUGGGGAGAUAGAUGGAUGUCGACGCAGCGCGUAAGGGUUGAGGGUGGAGAGGCGCGGAUCGUCAAGGCAGAGCGAGAAGGGCUAGGCCUGAACAAGACGUCUACGUCGCACGGCUUUGGCUGGUGGCUACCAGGGAAGUUUGACUGGAGUACCUGGCGGUUCACUUCCGAUGUUGGCGAUCGACUCGCCGUGGGCAACGACCUCCUACGCCAGGAUUACAAGCGUCAAUGGAGAGUCCUCAAGGAUAUUCGAGACGUUCACGUUCGCAUGUGGCAAGCCCAGAGUUGGUUAGGGCGAUAUCGAGUGCAGGACGACGCGGCGGCGAAGAGACUGUGGCUUGAAUACUUGCACUCUACAGUCAUCGAGCUCUUUCAGCGGGAUGUCUGGCGUGUAGCCUUGAGGAGCGUGAGCUGGAAGACAGGCUCCGAUGUCACCGAUGAGGCAUCGAUGAGGUAUCCCGAGUCUAGCCCACCGAGCUUCUGCUAUGAUACGUUAUCGGAUCUGUUUCACGACCGUCAACAUGAUACGAGCCACACGAGACCACACCUCGUCGCUGGCAAUAAGAUACGUUCGACCAGUAUGAAGGACCUUUUCGAUGACCUGUUCUCACCGAGCUCUACCGGCACGACCAUGAAGCGUCGUAGAGGGUGGGCUUCGCUGCCCUAUCGUAUCGCGACUCGUCGAAGCAUCGAGCUCGUGGAGAUGGUGCUUGGGGCGGCGGCCGCAACACAGUGGUACGCACAGCUUAGGCGAAUUGUGCUAUUGACACAUUGGAUUCUGCCCUGGCCGUCAGACACAGAGCUUCUAACGACGACAAAAGAAAGUAGGGCUACCAAUCUCAAACGCCGGCUUACUUGGGCCUCGGUUGUCCACAUCACUCCAUCUUCCAAGUCUACAGGGCACGUUGAGCCUGCUGUACCGACGCGAAAGGUCAACGACGCAGACCGUCAGGUCUCCACUCAAGACGAUCUAUCGCAACUACUGUCAGAAGUAUGCAGGCGUCGGUUCGGGGAUAAAGGCUGGGCAAGUAGUGCAGACAAUGCAAAACCGUGCUACCACUGGUCUACAGGAGACUUGAUCAGCAUCACGCGCAACUGUAUUGGAAUUGAUACGCUUCGACUUGGCCGUGCUGUUGGGGCAUAUAAUAGAGGUUGUAUCUUUCCCGUAGUAGAGAACGGCCAUCCGCCCCAAUUACGGAUGGUCACGCGUAUUCGAGAUAAAACCCUAGACGAGCUCAGCCAAGUUUUCAGCGAGCUACUGGAGGUUAGCAACGUUCAUCCUAGCUCUCCAGGGGGAAGCAUCACACCCGAAAUUGGACAGUCUCGCGUAUCAUUUUCGCGUUCCGCGACAUGGCAAGCUGAGCAAGAAGCUCCAAGAGUUCCAGCAGCACAGUCACGAGGAUUCCGUUAUCUACAACUGCUAGCUAGGAAACGUCCACGAACAGCGGAGGAGCGGGAAAGACUCCGGAGACAUUUCCGACGACGUAACUAUAUACGAGCUGGUAAGGUUGUCGUCGGUACGGAUUCGAUCCAUUCCGACGAUACGGGUUCGAGCGCGCAGACAGAAGAGACGGACCAGUCGUGGAGACCACAGAAACGUUUGAGAAAGGCAGUCAGAGACCAGAUGAUAGUCAGGCUAGAGUAA
Fusarium proliferatum ET1 is the source of this 1713-nucleotide messenger RNA. RefSeq lists its product as uncharacterized. The record is from RefSeq and is a predicted model, not a curated record. Bases 1 to 1713 code for a protein of 570 amino acids. The transcript has a single exon. Lineage: Eukaryota; Fungi; Ascomycota; Sordariomycetes; Hypocreales; Nectriaceae.